AUGCUGCAGCGCUGUGAAGUUACCCCUACAAGGCCCCUUGCUCAAGCAGAGGGCAGAGGAGAGAACAAGGUGCACGUCUGGUACCUGAUAAUCUUGGACGUCUACGACAGAGUUGCUCCCCACAGCCCGGGCUACAGCCGGCAGAGACACACGAGGAGCCGGGCGCUGUUGGUGCCAGGGCCUCUGCAGCCAGCCAUCGCUGGGAGAGAUGGAGACAGACAACAGGUUAUCCUGCAAGCCGGGGUGUCACCGAUAAGGCAGCCUCCGGCCACGGAGAAGAGGGUGCUGGGCACGGUGGAGUGGCUGACCGCCAGCAGGUUCUCCCUCCUCCGGGACUUCGCGCUCUGCCACUGGAAGAGCCACGUGCCCUUCGUCCUGAAGGCCCUGGGGGAGUGCUGCCCCCUCCUCGCCUCCCUGAAGCUGUCGCACUGCAGCGGGGUGCAGGCCGAGUCCCUGAGCCUGCUGGCCAAGCGGUGUCCCCGGCUGGAGAGCCUGGACUUGCAGCACUCCCAGGUGGACUCCUCGGCCGUGCUGAGCUUCCUGGGGGUCGCCGGCUCCCGCCUCAAGCGGCUCUGGCUGACAUACAGCAGCCGCAUGAACGCCAUCCUCACCACGCUCGCGGCCGGGAGCUGCCCGGGGCUGCGGCUCUUGGAGGUGAACAGGGACAUCAAGCAGAGCAGCCAGCGCUUCCAGCUUCCCGUGGAGCAGCUGCAGGCAGCCAGCCCGGAGCUGCAGGUGCUGCGUCUCCUCAAUGUGAUCUGGUCCCCGAAGCCAAGCCCCCGCGCAGCCCCCGCCACCCUGGGCUUCCCCCAGCUGGAGGAGCUGUGCCUGGCCACCACGGUGCUCUCCUUCGUCACCGACGGCGUCCUGCGCCAGCUUCUGUGGGCCUCUGCCCGCCUCCGCAUGCUCGACCUGCGCGGCUGCUUCCGCGUGACGCCCAAGGGGCUGCAGGAGCUGCCCUGCCCUGACCUGGAGCAGCUGCACCUGGGGCUGUACUGCAGCCCGAGCGCCCUGCCGCUGCCCACCACGGGCAGCCCCCUGCUCACCUGGAAGUGGCAGCACAGCCUGCAGGAGCUGGACCUGGCUGGGCAGAGCUUCAGCGAGCGCGACCUGGAGCAGGCCCUGGCCGCCUUCGCCCGCGGCCCAGCCCCACUACGUGCCCUCAACCUCACUGGCACCAAGGUCACCCUGAGCACCGUCAGCGCCCUCAUCCUCAGCUGCCCCGGCCUGAGCUACCUCAACCUGUCGUCCUGCCGCCACUUGCCCCGGGGCACAAAGAGGGCGUACCGGGGGCCGGCUGCCAUCCGCCAGUGCCUGCAGGGGCUCCUGACCCACUCCGACGAGCCGGAGCCUGCCCAGGACGCGGGGCGGUGACCCACAACCAGCCCCAGCCACUGGAGUCGUGGCUGCUAGAGCCGAUGGGGUUGGGGCCGUGCCCUCCUCGUCUUCCUCCUGCCCCCACUUUUUGUACAUGCCUCCUUGUGUCUUUUAUAGCGUUUCUACUGCCCAACGUGGCGCAAUAAAGCGCUGUUCCAGCCAGGA
Messenger RNA from Alligator sinensis (Chinese alligator), 1542 nucleotides. It is a transcript of the gene FBXL6, whose product is annotated as F-box and leucine rich repeat protein 6. Gene Ontology annotation, biological process: SCF-dependent proteasomal ubiquitin-dependent protein catabolic process. The record is from RefSeq and is a predicted model, not a curated record. Bases 1 to 1374 code for a protein of 457 amino acids. Gene Ontology annotation, cellular component: SCF ubiquitin ligase complex. NCBI's taxonomy places the organism in Eukaryota, Metazoa, Chordata, Crocodylia, Alligatoridae. The transcript has 9 exons.